Exophiala bonariae is the source of this 1566-nucleotide messenger RNA. RefSeq lists its product as uncharacterized. The coding region runs from base 1 to 1566 and encodes 521 amino acids. NCBI's taxonomy places the organism in Eukaryota, Fungi, Ascomycota, Eurotiomycetes, Chaetothyriales, Herpotrichiellaceae. The transcript has 2 exons. The record is from RefSeq and is a predicted model, not a curated record.
AUGGAAUCCAACCAGACCAGUGCACAUGGCUUUUGGAGGUAUCUGAUCAAUUCUCAGAAGCGCGCAACACCACAGCUUGAGCAGCUAUGUCUUGGAAUAGCAAAAGUCAUCCCAACCCUAGAGCCUCGCUCCGACUCCGACCUCCUCACCCCGCAACGCCUCGCUCUCUUCUAUAGAUCCGUCGGCGGCAACUAUGACUCCCUCUUCCUCAAAACCUCGGAAAGUGGUCUUUCUUUCAUGUAUACCACCCUCGGUUGCUUCCACAGCCUACAGCCCACCCAGUCUCCUUUCGAUACUCCAAAGAUACCAUGCCUCACCCCAGACGGCUUCGCCCGCUGGCUGACCAUUCAAAUGCUACUAUGCCCCGACGAGAAUAUAGGCUUCCUACAAAGAGCAGUCAAAAUCUGGAACGUCCCUGGUCCCAGCAAUACCAUUUUCCCCAAAUUCAUCCCCAGAGAAGUCUUUCCUUCUCGCCCAGAUGAGGAUAUGGAGAACUGGCACAGAAUGGUCACCGGCAAAUUGAACCAGAAGAACUAUAUGCGCCGGAUUCAGAAUUCGCCAUACCAGUCCCCUCAUCCCGAUCCUCAUGAUCGACGUGAUGGCUACUUCUCUGGCUCUCAAGUAGGCAGAUCGUCCAGGCCGUCCCGAAGCAGUUCGCGUGACGACAAGACGGCCCUCUAUCGACGACGAAGUAGUGUCCCCGAUUUCGCCUCUCCUACCGGUGAACGCGCUUCUCACUGGGACCCAAACCAUCCCGACAGUGCAAGGAAGGCUAGAAGCCACUCUGCACAACGGCAUCAACCUCCUCCACCAGGACGUCAGCGAUCUCACACUGCGUCGGGCAAUCAUGCAAGCCAACACACCGGAUCUUCUCCAACUAGCCCCUCAAGCAAAAGGCACGGCCCCAACCCCCCCGAACAGAACGGACGACGCAGUUCCGGCUACAACACCCACUAUCGUUCCCCAGCCCGCACUCCCUCGACUGUCGACGAAGAUACCGGCAGUGAGGCGAGCUCCGAGAAUUCACAGGCUGGUCACCGUCCUCAUAGGCCUACGGACGACCGCCGUAGUAGUCGCCGCUCUAGUCUUUGGGUUCCUUCAAUCUUCAGGUCGCACAAACGUCGGCAUUCGUCUGAUGCAAGCUACCGUGCACCCUCAAAACAUACACAACCUCUACGACCCGAGUACUACCCACCUCGUCCGAAUAACACACAACCUCAACAACCACCACACCCUUCUCGUGGAGCCACUGCCCCUCAAUGGCGUGAAACCAAUUGGGAAAGUGAUCCACCAAGCGCGAAUCCUAUCCAUCCCACUAUACGCUAUCCCGAUCAACACAAUUUUGGUCAACCUUUGACCAGAGAAAGUAGUAGUGGCAGCGGAACCGAUCACCGCCAUCGCGCUUCUGACUAUGAAAGAAAUAAUCAACGAAGACAGCAGCCUGUCCAACCUCGGAUUGCAACGGUUGCAGGUGUUCAUGGACGGCAAUAUCCUGAUGCUUUGAGUCCACUCGAGAGACAACGAAGUCAUGCAACUUCUCGCGGCGGUGUUGCAGCAGCUGUAUGA